UCCCAUCUAUACAGGAUCCAUGUGAAUUGGAGGAAGUGCAAUAUUUUGGCAGUCUUUUAAAUAAGAGGGAAAAAAGCAGCAAGGGAAAACAGAUGACAACAAGGUUUAAAGAAAAUCCAGAUUUUGCAGCCAAGACAAAAGCUUUUUUAACCAUGGCUUCAGCAGGAAAUGUUCAGCUUCCAAGACAUGAAUCAACAAGUCCAAAUUUACAGUCACUGAAAGAAGAAGCUGAAAUUGAAGAAGUGACUGGAACUUCUCAGAAGCAGACAGUAAAAAAGACAAAUACACCAGUAAAGAUGACAAAAAGUGAUCCAAAAAAGGAUACUUUUUGUUGGGUUUGUCAUCGAGAUAAAGUUGUUGCCAACUGUCAGAUCUGUCCUAGAGGAUAUCACAUUCAGUGUGUACCACAACGAGAAAUAUCAGACAAUUGGGUCUGCCCAGAAUGUCAGACCAUAAGGACUGCUGAAGACACUGACUCAUGCUCUCCUGCACUAAAGCUUUUGACCAUCCCGGAGUUCUGUGGUCUGCUAAAAUACAUAAUGCAAAGGAUAAAAAAUGUUGCUAUGCAGCCUUUCUUGCACCCAGUUUCACGUCAAGAAUUUCCAGAUUAUUAUCAGUAUAUUGUUCAGCCCAUGGAUUUAAGUGUGCUUGACAAGAAAGUGAAGGAUAAAUCAUACAAAUCUACUGAAUCUUUUUUAGCUGAUGCUAAAUGGCUUGUACAUAACAGUGUCAUCUUCAAUGGUUCUUAUCAUCCUCUCACUGUUAAUGCCAAGUCUGUUGUCAAACAAGUUAAAAAAGAAACAAGAGAAAUAGAGAUAUGUCCUGAUUGUUACAGCCAUUCCUAUUCUUUGAAAGAUGAUUGGUUUGUGGAACCCUGUAGAAUUUCCCACACACUAAUAUAUGCCAAAUUAAAAGGCUAUCCUUUCUGGCCAGCAAAGGCUGUAAGAGUACUUAAUGACUUUAUAGAUGCUCGGUUCUUUGGUGAUCAUGACAGAGCAUGGAUUCCUGUCCAGAAGUGCUAUCUUCUCUCUAAAAAUCCUCCAUUGCCUAUCAAAAAGAAACAUUCUGGCUAUGAACAUUCAAUGGAAGAACUGAAAUCACAUCUGAGCCGACUUCAAAAGAAAUCUAUCCCUUUUCGGUAUGCACCAGUAAACACAGUGGUAGAUCCAAAAAAAGUUGUGUCACUUUUAAAGCCAAGUGACAAAGAUGAAACUAUCAAUAAGAAAAAGACUCAGCUUGUAAAACAAGAGGAGAAAAGUGAAAUCAAACAGGAGUAUUCUCAUUCAGUUAAAACCGAAGGUUCUCUGUUAUCGCCUGUGGAAAGUGCUUCAGAAUCUGAUACAGUAAGAAAAAGGGGGCGCCCCAGGAAAUACACACAACAGAUAAAAUCACCUUCAUUGCCAUCACCUUCUAACAUAGCUCCAGAUACAGACUCUCCAAAAAAAAGGGGACGUCCUAAGAAAUGCUCACAGCAGACAAAAUCAUCAUUAACAUCAACACCUACAUUGAAAACUCCAGAAGUAAAUUCACCAAAAAAAAGAGGAUGUCCUGGAAAAUAUGCCCAGGAGGUAGAAGAGCAUCUAGCUUCUAAAAGGUUAAAACAAGAGUCAGAGGUGGAAAAUGAAACUAUUAAAUCCCAUGAAGGUAGAAACAAAACCAGUUUGUCUGUUCAGAAUAGUCAGAAAAGCAGUGUUUCUGAAAUUUCCAAAUCAUCAUCUGUAAAAACUGGCAAUAGAAAAGAGAGAGAUGAUUCUGAUGAUGAAUUAGUAGGUGGUGACCUUGUCAUAGAUGAAGAUGGUGUGAAUGAAUGUAGUAAUGAUGAGUCUGAGAAAGUGGAAGGAAAAUUCUCUAGUAGGUCUUCCAAGCUUUUGGAGCACAACAAGAACAGACCAGAAAGCAACAAAUUAAGAAAGAUUUCAAAUGAUGCCAAAAAUAAAGAUGUUAAAAUUAAUGUUGUGAAUAAUAAUACACCAAUUACUGUGCAAAAGCAGAGAAGAAAUGUUAGAAAAACAUGUUUGAAUAAGUCUAAGGUCGUAGCACAAAAUAACAGAGAACCAGAUGAUUAUGCCUAUAGUAAAAAAAUUCAAGGCAAAAAAUCACAACAAAAACUUCCAUCAAAUGCCAAAGGAACCGAUGAUUUAUCAAAUGAUACAAAUUCGAAAGAAGCUACAUCUUCAGUGGAUAGAAACUCAGAGAUGUUUGGAAUGAAAGACUCAAAUAUACCACCUUCUGAGUUGAGAAUGCUGGUAGAGAAAGCUGGACAAGUGGACAAUCUUACCAAUCGAAUUAAUUCUCUUGAGCGUGAAGUCCAAAGGCUGAGGAGCCUUCAUGAGCAAGAAAUUGCUGAAAUGAAACAUAAUCAUAAAUUGACUUUGUUGGAGUUGCAAAACAGCUGGGAGCAGGAACAGAAGUCUUCUGCAGAAAAACUGAAGAAAUUAUAUGAAGCAGAGAAAAAUAAAGAAGUAGAUGCGGCCAAAAAAAAACAAUGGUGUACUAACUGUGGCAAGGAGGCUCACUUCUAUUGCUGUUGGAACACAAGUUACUGCACCUACUCCUGUCAACAAGCACACUGGCCAGUUCAUGUCGACACCUGUACUCAGGCACAUCAAGGUUAUGUUACUUCUGUCCCUGUAACAAGUACGUAAUUGUAUAUUGUAAUGUAUCACAGACACCCUGACCAGCAGACCUGUUUUCAGGUCCCACUUUGAGGUCUCCCAAUAUUCAUCCUUUUCACCAGCUGUUAGUAACCUGCUGUUUCACCACAGGCAUAGUGAUCUAUGAACAUACAUUUAGAUCUCAUAUCAAACAUAUUUUGACCAUUUUUCACAUUCAAAUAUGUUAUUUGUGUUUUACUUCUACAGGCACCAUGAUGUCAAAAACAUCAGAUCAUUUUACACAACGUCUCCUGAUUUUCGUUGCUGUUACCUGAAUUGUAUUCUGCAGAAUGCAUGACAUUAAAACUGAAAAUGAUUUCUACAUCAAGGUUUCCAUUCUUUCUUCUUUAUCUUCAGAGAGCAUUGAUAUUUGGAAUUAGUUACUAAAUGGUUCAUUAGAAGAAACUUAAAUAGUAUAUUUUAGUUGCAAAUGUCUUUUCAUUUGUUGUUUGCAAAAUACAACUCAUAAUAAGAGUAGCAUGUUUGAUAUGUCCAUAUAUAAUUGUGUACUGUAUAAAUAUACACUUUGGUAAUUCAUUCAUAAGAAACUGUACAGUAUACAAACUUGUACGUUGUAUGCUUUCUUUUUCACCAAAUAGUUAUUACAUACAUUUUCUAAGGGAUUUGUACAAGAUGUGUGUUAAAAUGCAUUCUACUCAAUUAUAAUACUAACAGUGAAAUGUGUAGUUUCCCUUUCAUCUUUUAGAAUUGUUGUAUUUAUGUAUUUGUUUUCUGUACUGUUUGAAUAGAAAAUACUGUAAAAAUUAUUUCCAACAUUAAAUCAUCACUUAGAAGUUUUGCCUUGAGAUAUAAGUCAUUUUAUGCUUCAUUUUGUAAACAGUGAUUACAUAUUGGAUUUGAUGACUCAAUACAUAAGUGAACGGUGUUUGGUAACUAAAAUUUACAGUAAAUUUGAAAAGCGUUUAAAUAAAAUAGCUUUUACAUUUCAAUUGGAAUAAAAUAUAAAACUUUUUUGUGUUAGCAAAUUUCUUUCAAAAUACAGUUAUUCAACUGUUUAUUUUAAUGCAGAGUGAAAGAGACAUUUUGUCUUUUCUUUUUGUCACUGCAUGAGAAACAACUUUCAAACAAUUAAGAAGUUAUCAUUAUAUUGAUCAGUUUUAAUAUUUAAAAUUGGCAGUCUUUAAUAUACCAGCACUGCCUGGUUAUUAGCAGAAUGGUAUAGCACAGUUUUAAUAUGUAAAAUUUGCAGUCUUUAAUAUACCAGCACUGCCUGGUAUUAGCAGAACUGUAUAUCACAGUUUUAAAGAUAGCAAGUUUUUGGCCAUUUAAAGGUAUUUCUAUAAGUUUAUUGCAAGAAAAUUAAUGAGUGGUGGUGGUGAUCAUGAUUUUUUAACUUCUUGUCUUUAAUAUUUAACAAGUUUCAAAUGUUAAGUUUUUAAUGACAGUAUAAAUUUUUUGUAUUAAUACAUACAGUAGGGAGUUUAAAGUUGUUUUUGUCAACUAGAUAAAGCAUUUUGUUGUUUAUAUAUAAUCUACUUGUAGUCUUAAAUGCACUUGUUUUAAAUUGUUUCUGGCAUUUUGUUGUCUUAAUUAAAAAUAUAAAUUACAAUGCAUAUAUGUUUCCAAAACCUCAACAAAAGUACAGACAUUAUUUACAUCAAUUUUAAGCUUAUCUGGUGAGAAAACUGAUUAAUAUGUUAAUGAUCAUUUUGUGAGCAUUAUUUUCUGCUCUAUAAUAUUCAUUACAUUCAUUUUAGUUUGCACAUUUUGAAAAUUUGCCAUUAAGAGCAAAGCUACUCCUAUGUACAAAAUAAAGAUACUACAUUUUAACUGAAUAUUAGCUUGAAUCAUGUACACAUAUUCUGGCAUUUUAUCAUCAUAAUUAAAAACAAGUUCUUAAAUUAGAAUACAUACAUUUGUUUCCAAAACAUUAACAGAGUUACAGAAAAUUUUUACAUUAAUUCUGAGUUUUGAUGAGAAACAUUGAAAAUGUGUUGGUGAUAUUUUUGUAAGCAUUACAUUCUGCACUAUAACAUUCAUUACAUUUAUUUUAUUUUGCACAUUUUAAAAGUUUAUUAUUAAUAGCCGAGUUACUCCUAGUGUCAUCAUGAAGAAUAUGUACAAACUAAAAAUGGUACAUUUUAACUGAUUGUUAGCUUAACUCAUGUACACAUGUAGUAUUUUCUAAUGUCUUUCAUGUUUUUAGAGUAAAAGCACUUAGUAUUUUGAUGGACAGUUUGGCAUUUAACAUUUUAUCUUGGAUAUCAAUAAAAACAAUGUCACAUGCAACUGGAAAUCUGAUUAACAGAAAUUUGUAUAUGCCUGCUGACAGGUGGAAUAUAUUAAUAGUCAUUUUAUUUUGGGUCAUAUCUGUACUUGAAUUUCUUGUAAAUAAAGUACAUUGGUUCAUCAA
This is a messenger RNA of Limulus polyphemus (Atlantic horseshoe crab), 5028 nucleotides long. Its product is annotated as protein kinase C-binding protein 1-like. Lineage: Eukaryota; Metazoa; Arthropoda; Merostomata; Xiphosura; Limulidae. Gene Ontology annotation, molecular function: protein binding; DNA binding. The record is from RefSeq and is a predicted model, not a curated record. The transcript is spliced from 17 exons. The coding region runs from base 93 to 2645 and encodes 850 amino acids.